CUGUCACAAAGCUCUAGAAAACUGUGAAAGCGCCUUUAGCAUAAACAAAUCCAGAAGUCUCCCAGGACCAACCAUUUGUCAACUGAAGGAAAGGCCCAGGUUUAUGGUUUCACUUGGAGCCAGAGGUGGAAACUCCGGCGGGACCAGUCGGACCAGGCAUCGGUGGCUAUCACUGCAGCCAAACAAGAUUAUCUGAAGGAAGAUGUUAUUUGCCUGUUACCUUUCAGAGCAAUCAUAACCAAAAAGAGAGGUGUCAGCUGUGGGGUCUGGAGUGUGGGUGGCCUCCCUCUGCAAUCUUCACUAAGCAAUAUUCUUGGCGAUACCCAUACGCACUGGUGAGUGGACACAGAUGCUCUAAGUCUCCGAGCUGUGACAGCUAAACCCUCCUGUACGUGCUCCCUCUUGGAACUCCCCUUCACCCCACUUCUUUGCAGGAUGGACAAGGAGUCAGCAGAUGGGCUGCUCUUCAAAGACCACGACUUCUCCUCUGACUUGUUGAGGCAGCUCAAUGGCUUAAGACAAAGCAGAAUCCUGACGGAUGUAAUCAUCUGUGUUGGGGCCUGGGAGGUCCCCUGCCACCGAAACGUGCUGGCCUCCAGCAGCCCCUACUUCCGGGCCAUGUUCUGCAGCAACUUCCGGGAGAGCGGGGAGGCCAAGGUCCAGCUGAGAGGCAUCGACUCCACGACCCUAGAGCAGCUCGUCCUGUAUGUGUACACGGGGGAGGUGCCCAUCACGGCUGAGAACGUUCUGCCCUUGCUGGAGGCUGCCUCCAUGCUGCAGUACCCCAAGCUCUUUGAGGCCUGCUCCUCCUACCUGCAGAGCCAGCUGACCCCCAGCAACUGCCUGGGCAUGAUCAGACUCUCGGAGAUCCUCAGCUGCGAGACCCUCAAGAAGACGGCCAGGGAGGUGGCCCUGACGUACUUCCCAGAGGUGGCCGCAUCCGCUGACCUGAAGGAACUCUGCGCCUUGGAAUUGAGAGACUACCUGGGGGACGACGGGCUGUGCGGGGAGGAGGAAAAGGUGUUUGAGGCCUUCAUGGGUUGGGUCAAGCAUGACCUCCAGACCCGGAAGCGAUACAUGCAGGAACUGUUCAAGCUCGUCAGGCUUCCGUACAUCCACCCGGCCUUCUUCCACCACUUCAUCGCCAACGAUGCCCUCCUUCAGUCCUCGCCCUCAUGCCAGAUCAUCUUGGAGAUGGCCAGGAGGCAGAUGUGUUCUUUGUAUGGCACCACCAGUGUCCCAGACCUCCAACCUCCGUGGCACGUGCCCCCAAGGAACUCUUACCAAGACUUCCUCAUCCUCUUGGGUGGGAGGAAGGACAACCAGCAGACCACGAGGGACGUUCUGCUGUACCACAGACAGACAGGCCAAUGGCGGAGCCUCGCCAAACUCCCCACCCGGCUCUACAAGGCCGCAGCCGUGGCCUUGCACCGCAGCGUCUAUGUGCUGGGAGGCAUGGCCGUGGGUACAGAGAAGAGUGAGCCCAGUCGCCACGUCUACAUCUUCUCCCUGAAACUCAAUCAGUGGAGGCUGGGACAGCCCAUGCUGGCGGCCCGCUACUCCCACAGAAGCACCUCCCAUAAGAACUUCAUCUUCUCCAUCGGGGGGAUUGGAGAAGGGCAGGAGGUCUUGGGCUCCAUGGAGAGAUAUGACAGCAUCUGCAACGCCUGGGAGAAUAUGGCCAGCAUGCCAGUGGGGGUUCUGCACCCUGCAGUUGCUGUGAAAGACCAAAGACUCUACCUUUUCGGAGGAGAGGACAUUAUGCAGAACCCUGUGCGCCUUAUCCAGGUUUAUCACAUUUCCAGAAACACGUGGUUCAAAAUGGAGACGAGAAUGAUCAAGAACGUGUGUGCCCCUGCAGUGGUGCUGGGGGAGCGGAUUGUCAUCGUGGGAGGUUACACAAGGAGGAUUCUGGCUUAUGACCCUCAGUCCAACAAAUUUGUCAAAUGUGCGGACAUGAAAGACCGGAGGAUGCACCACGGGGCCGCGGUGAUGGGGAACAAGCUCUACGUGACAGGCGGCCGGCGGCUGACCACGGACUGCCACAUCGAGGACUCGGCCUCCUUUGACUGCUACGACCCCGAGACGGACACCUGGACCUCGCAGGGACAGCUGCCUCACAAACUCUUUGACCACGCCUGCCUCACUCUCCAGUGCAUUCCCCACGCCUCCACCUUCUCCUGAGGUCGAUGAGAAACCAAAAAACCGGCUGUGUUAGUCCAGACGUUCUUGUUGCAAGAGACAGAGCCCAACUCCAACAAACUUGACCCUAAACAGGUGCAGCCAGAGCUCACGAGACUCAAAGUUCCAGAGCUGGAGGCCUGGAACCAGGCCUAUUGUUGGCAAAAUACUGUCUCUCUCUCUCUCUCUCUCUCUCUCUCUCUCUCUCUCUCUCUCUCCCUCCCUCCCUCCCUCCCUCCCUCCCUCUCUGGCUUUGUUCUCCACACCAUGUGAGGACAAAUCCAGACUCACAUUCUCUAGCUUAGCAUCUUCAGGAGAGACUUUACCAUUAUCCAUAUAUUAACCCUAAAAAGAAUUAAACAGUGCUGUUUGGCCCUUUUUGAAUUCCAUGCAACCUCUUGAGCCAAUCACCAUUUCCAGGGAUCAUACUACCAUAACUGGCUAGUCCUGGAUGGUGUCCCUACAGGCAGAGGUGGGGUUAAUGAUCGUGGACAACCUAUCUGAACGGCACUUAAUGGCAUAGAAGUGGUUCCCCAAAGGAAGACAUGCUGGGCUGACAAAAGCCACAUCUGCCCGAACACCAUGGAGACUGGGAACAGGAGGGCGAAGAGCCCCUGGAAGCCCCUGGUCCGGGUGGCAGCAUGAGCAGUGGCCAUGGCCGAGUGUCCCUGAGGCCAGGGAUGCGGUGCGUUGGAAUUCCAGAAAGUAUGUGCAGCUCCAUAUCUAGUGUUCGCAGCAUUGUCUGUGCUGCCAGAAUAAAGUUUGCUUCUGUUGCCAAGAGAUGUUUUUUCUCCAGCCUCUGGGGAGCUAUAAACCUGCAGAAUUAAUCAGGAUUUUCAUUUUGGUAAAUGUUAUGAGAAUUGCUCUUCUGAGGAAAGCCAACAAAUUCCUUCAGAGAUUACAGCAAUUAUUGCCCCCCCAGUGCUGGGGCUGACUUUCCCUGUGGCUUUCUUUAUCUCAAAGUGCCUCCCACGCUGGGCCCAGUCCCGGGCACAGGAAUAAGCGGAAGCUGGAGGCACAUUACAAUCACCUGGGAAGAUGUUUGAACAUGGGACUGAUCCCCAGUGGAGAGGGACAGAUGGGGAUUCUCAGAGGCGGGGCCCAGAGCUCUGUAGUUUUGAAAAGCAUCCUAGGUCAUUAUAAGGUGCAGUCAAAACCACCACACUGCUCAUCUGUGGGCACUGAAGACCUUCAUAUGCGAGUCCCUCCCCAUCCUGUCCCAGCCAGCCCUGUCCCAGCCCAGCGGUGUACGCAAAGUCCUCUCCCCACCUAUGGGAGCACCUGGAAUGAGUCUUGCUGCCCUGAGUCUGGCACCACAGGCCCAUGCUCUGGACUUUUCAUGUGUGAUAGAAGCCUCCCCCGACCCUUGCUCAAGAGAUCUUUAUUAUUUCUGCCCCCUCUUUCUUGUCUGAGGGCCUUUGCACUUGCAGUUGCCCCUGCCUAAUACACACCUCCCUCACCUCUUCACCUGACCUAAUUUCAAUUUAUACCUUACACACCAGAUUUAGUGAAAGUCACUGAAUCAAGGAGGCCUUUCGUGUACCCUCCCCU
This is a messenger RNA of Myotis myotis, 3732 nucleotides long. RefSeq names its product kelch like family member 38 (gene KLHL38). The transcript has 4 exons. Lineage: Eukaryota; Metazoa; Chordata; Mammalia; Chiroptera; Vespertilionidae. Gene Ontology annotation, molecular function: protein binding. The coding region runs from base 436 to 2184 and encodes 582 amino acids. The record is from RefSeq and is a predicted model, not a curated record.